AUGUAUAUGCUGCCAAGUAUGAUUGAGUGCUUGAAAUUUAAUGGUACCAAAUUAUACCAAUGGGAGAAAUUUGUGAAGUUAACCCUCCUUGGGAGAGGUUUGUUGGAGCAUCUAAUUGAUGAUUCUAUUGGUAUGAAUGAUCCAAAUUAUAGAAUUUGGAAAUCUGAGGAAGUCUUUAUUCAUUUAUGGCUCCUUGAAACCAUGACAGUGGAAAUGUGUGAUAACUUUCUUUAUAUGGCUACUGUGAAAGAAUUGUGGAGUGAAGUCCACAAGAAUUGCCCUAAGCAACAAAAUGAUUGGAAGAUCUAUGGGCUGAAUGCUAAAACAAUGAGGGCAAUACAAGGAGAGAAGACAAUCAUGGAGUCAUCAUGUGAACUGAAGGCUAUAUGGUGCAAGAUUGAUCAUUAUUGCCCUGUGAAAAAUCUUCACUCCGAAGAAAGAAAUUACAUAUUAAAGUAG
This is a messenger RNA of Spirodela intermedia, 459 nucleotides long. NCBI's taxonomy places the organism in Eukaryota, Viridiplantae, Streptophyta, Magnoliopsida, Alismatales, Araceae. The record is from the annotation of a GenBank genome assembly.